AUGCCCUUGGAUUCAAACUAUACACCUGCGGUGGAAGAUGAAGAAGAAGACGAUAUUCUAGAUGAUGACUUACCGGGACCUUCAUCGAGGGGCAAGAAAGGUGGUAUAGCUGGAAACAAAGCCAAUGGUAAAGGAAAAGAUCCCGGUAGACACGCUUGGGAAGCAGAAUACAAGAAAUCGUGGGAUAUAGUACAAGAAGAUGAGAGUGGUUCGCUAGAAUCUGCCGUAGAGAGUUUGCUAGCUAGAGGAAGACGAAAGAGGGCGUUGAUGGCAGAUACACCGUUGAGAAGAUCAAUUAUUCGGCACCUGUUCAUCAUAUUAGAUCUAUCCGAAUCGAUGAAUGAUAAAGACUAUAGACCAACACGAUUCGAAGUGAUACUAGGCUAUCUCAGAUCUUAUGUUGUAGAAUGGUUUGAUCAGAAUCCAUUAGGUCAAAUCGGUAUCAUCAUGAUGAGAGACAGGCUAUCUGAAGUUCUUGUUCCGAUGGGAGGUAAUCCGCAAGAAAUAUUAAGUGUGCUUUCGGAUAAGAGGAAGUUGGAGCCUUCCGGUGAACCUUCUUUGCAAAAUGGUCUAGUGAUGGCCAAAGGUGGGAUGAGUCAUUUGCCUACCACAUCAUCACUCGAAACCCUCAUAAUUUUCUCAUCGAUAUCAACAGCUGAUCCAGAUGGACCUUCUACGAUUCAUACUGUGUUACAAGACCUGGUCACUAAUGAAAUCCGAACAUCCAUCAUUGCACUUGCUGGAGAAAUAAAAAUCUGUAAACAAAUAUCAGAAAGGACAGGUGGUAAAUUUGGUGUAGCAUUAGAUCAAGAUCAUUUAAAAGAUUUGAUGUGGGAAACCAUUCCACCUCCCGCAACUACAAUUUCGAAUCCUACGACCAUCGGUGUUAGGAAUGCCUUAGCGGCUGCAUCUGCAACGGGUAAAAAUGGCGUGACUGGUAAAACUCCGGUGGGUGAUUUGAUGGUAAUGGGUUUCCCAAUCCAACUGCCCCUAGGUGGUGAAACUCUUUGUGCAUGUCACGGUUUACUUAAAAAAGGCGGUUAUCUAUGUCCGAGAUGUGGAAGUAAACUUUGCGACGUUCCUACAGAUUGUGAAGUUUGUGGAUUGAUGGUCGUCUCAAGUCCUCAUCUGGCAAGAAGUUUCUGGUUUUUAUUUCCAGUAGCGAAUUAUGGCGUUCUAGCAGUUGAGGAGGUAAUGGACAGUAGUACGAGUGAUACUUGUGCUGGAUGUGAUGUGGAGUUUCCUGAUGUGACAUCGAUAGAAGAAGGUGUGGCGCAAGUGGAAGAUGGCGUGAGUCCUACUGGACGUUAUAGAUGCGCAAAGUGUCGCAAUGACUUCUGCGCAGAUUGCGAUUUGUAUAUCCAUGACACGUUACAUACUUGCCCUGGAUGUUCUCAGUAG
Kwoniella shivajii is the source of this 1401-nucleotide messenger RNA. RefSeq lists its product as uncharacterized. Gene Ontology annotation, biological process: DNA-templated transcription; regulation of transcription by RNA polymerase II; nucleotide-excision repair. Lineage: Eukaryota; Fungi; Basidiomycota; Tremellomycetes; Tremellales; Cryptococcaceae. The transcript is spliced from 9 exons. Bases 1 to 1401 code for a protein of 466 amino acids. Gene Ontology annotation, molecular function: zinc ion binding. Gene Ontology annotation, cellular component: transcription factor TFIIH core complex; transcription factor TFIIH holo complex. The record is from RefSeq and is a predicted model, not a curated record.